CUUCUUCCUUGCUUUCCUUCUCUGUUUCUCUCUGUAUUCUCUAUUGCAUGGCAACAGCAUCAAAGUCACCUGAUUCAUCUUCCAAUAUGGAUAUCGUUAUUGAAAGAAAUCCUCCAAAGUCAAGGUUAUCAGAACUAGGAAUCACAUCAUGGCCUAAAUGGGGCUGUCCACCUGGAAAAUAUGCGCUGAGAUAUGAAGCAAGACAGACAUGCUACCUGCUCCGGGGAAAAGUGAAGGUUUAUCCAAAAGGGUCACCGGAGUUUGUAGAAUUUGGUGCAGGAGACCUUGUGACCAUCCCUAAGGGCCUUAGCUGCACUUGGGAUGUAUCAGUUUCCAUCGACAAGCAUUACAAGUUUGAUUCUCCAUCUUCUCCAUAAGUCUUUUUACUUAGGACCUAAUCAUGGGUUAGUCUUCCUAACCAUGAACAUGAAAUUCUAUUCAGGCAAAAAAGAUUAUAUAGAAGAAAAAAAAGUGCUCAGGAAGCAUGCGAGACCCUCCUAGGUUUUCUGUUUCUUGAUGUAAUUUCUUUCCUUAUGAUAGAUCAGACUAUCACUAUUAAAUAUACCUUAACUUCUCAGUUCGAAACUCA
Messenger RNA from Tarenaya hassleriana, 589 nucleotides. RefSeq lists its product as uncharacterized. The coding region runs from base 48 to 377 and encodes 109 amino acids. The record is from RefSeq and is a predicted model, not a curated record. Lineage: Eukaryota; Viridiplantae; Streptophyta; Magnoliopsida; Brassicales; Cleomaceae. The transcript has 2 exons.